Molecule: messenger RNA, 2881 nt
Organism: Wasmannia auropunctata (little fire ant)
Lineage: Eukaryota; Metazoa; Arthropoda; Insecta; Hymenoptera; Formicidae
Product: protein brambleberry-like
Exons: 9
Coding region: 348-2306 (652 amino acids)
Source: RefSeq, a predicted model, not a curated record
GUUGGAGCGCACGGACGAAAACACGUGAAAAACACUUGUCAUCGCGUUUAAAAUCCGCGAGACGGCCGCGAGAACGACUCCUCACCGUCGCUCGCUCUCGUGAUCGUGUUCGUCGCGAGUACUCGCGAUCGUUGAGUCUUGCCGUGCACGAGGAAGCUCCCGUCGCGAUUCUCCCCGGUGAGAUUCUCCACGACGCGGACGACGGACGGUUCCACGGAACGGACGACUCGUGUCUAUUUUUAGUGGCGCGCUUUUGUAACGUCGACAGGAACGUGCGUAAUUUACUCACCUGAUCGAUUGUCUUCACGGCUCGUCGACAGUAGUUUCAAAUCAAAUCGCACGCAAAAAUGAAGUGCAGGCUUCUGUUGGUGACACUCGUCUUGUCCUUCAAUUGCAAAGUUGGAAGCGCAUCCAUGCUGGACUGGCUGUGGGGAACGAAAGCGGACGACACGGACGUCCUGGUCGCCGACGGCGUGCCCCUGAUCGCGAUCCCUUACGAGUCGAUGACGGAGGACGAGAAGUUCCUCCUGGAGGCCUCCAAGUUCACGGACAUCCAGGCGUCCUCCCCGUUGCAGGUGUGUCAGCACAAGGUCAUCAUGAAGAUCAGGACCUCGUGCUCCGACAUGACCGAGGAAGAGCUGGGCAAGCUGAGUGUCAAUCUCCUUAACUGCCAAUCAGCGGUUGAAGGCAGGAAGAUGUUCCCCUGCACCGAAGAGAUGUCUCUUAAGCAAUGCACAAUCGACAUGGAUGCCGACAUGUGGAAUGCGUAUCACUUGAUAAGUAACAGAGCGAGGGCGGUUUGUUACGCAGCUCGAAAUACACAAUUUCGUGCUCUUACAGAGUUGACGGUCAACAAGCUAAUGCAUUCGGCGCAUUCUCAGAUCCAGGCAUUGAACUCCUUGAAGCAAGGUCAAGAUCGUUUGGAAGAGCAGACCACAGAAGCUCUGUCAUCGUUGAGUGAAGGAAGCAAGGUGCUUCUGACACAACAAGAGAACUUGAAGGACGCUCAAACGACAGCUCACAAGCUUGUGACAACAAAUCUGAAAGAAUUGUAUAAUGAAAAAGCGUUAAUACGGUCCGGCCACGCUCAACUUGCCGCCAUGACGGAAGAAAUAAAAAAUAAAUUAGAAAAGGCGCACAACGAUCUUGAGCAACAGGCCAUGGAGCGUGGAGAGAAUCAUCGGGAGGUAUUGCAGGAUUUGCUUAGCAUACAAGAACAAGCGCGAAUGAUUUGGGAGAAAAUCGAACACAGCACUAAUCAUAUAAUGGAGCAACACGAGGAAACUAUUCACCAGUUUGAACAUACGAUGCAGAAGCUCGCGCAAAUUAACGACACCAUCCAGUACAUUUGGAAUCUCACCAAUACAAUGCGCACGGAAGUUGAUCAAAAAUUGGGAUGGAUUACCGACUACAUCGGCGACACCGGUGAACAAAUGCAAAGAGCGUAUCGCGUAUUUUUACACAUCGUGUAUAUAUUAGUGGCGAUGAUAAUCGCCGCGUUUUUACAAGCACCGUUUUUAACCAGAGCUACUAUCCUGGGCAUUGUGCCGGCGAAUCUUUUAACUUACUUGAAACACGGCAUGGAGGCUUCUCUAGAUUUUAUGUCUAUAACGAUGUUAAUAUUCUUGAUCACCGCAAUGCAUUUCAUAAUGCUGGGGAUACAACGUAUGAUCAACGGACCAAACAUCUCGGAAGCGAAGACGGAGCUAAUUAAGCUGAUCCAUCAGCAAAGCCAGUUGAAUGGAGUUGCGCACGACAAUACAUCGUCGUUGAAUUCCAAUUCUGUGCCAAAAAUGCAAUUGCACACGAGAGUGAUGAAAAAAGCGCAAGAACUUUACAAUCUCGUCGUUUCGAAGACAAAUUACUAUAGAGAAAAAAUUAGUGUCUUGUUAGAGAUGGUCGUUUCGUGGGGCGGACGUAAUUUACAUGUGCACGAGGAGCUCUCUUGUUCGUAUCAACCGUCGAGGAAGCAGUAUGAGAACAUCGUUCAUAACGAAUUGCAAUUCGCGAAUUUGUCGAAAGGUAUUGCGAAAAGCCCGAUGGAGUGUGAUUCUAACGGCGUCGUAUGGCAGUAUCGAGGCAAUUCUUCCAUAAAUCACAGCGAUAACACAAUGGAUUUUGACAACAAGUUUGUGAAUUUUCGGCAAAAUAUGGAUCUGCGAGCCAGAAGUGGUACUCCGAUGAUGAAAGUCUCUUGUAUGGCAUUAACGAGAAAUAACCGAAGAUGUCGGGCGUUCGCUUCACCCGGACAGAUCUACUGCCACCGUCAUGCCACCGGCACAUCUGUUAUGGGUGAUCAUGAUUAAUCGUAUGAUCAAUAAAUGCGCAAGUAAUAAUUAGAUAUACAUAAUAAUUGCUAUAAAAUUGGCAAUGGAUAUUUAUUUUUUAUAUAUAUAGUGUACGAUAUUUUAAUAAGAAAGUAAUUCCAGAGAAACAAAGUACUGGUGAGAGAAAUAAUUAGUUUGAGAAGAAUAGUUUAAUAAUUAAAUCUGGUUAAAGUUAAGUAAUUUGCGUACGUUUUACGAUUUUGUAAAUACUAACAUAAAUUUCAUAUUCUUUUGAUGAUACAACAGUGAUCUCGAGAUCACUUUAAUCUGGAUAAUAUUUUGAAUAUAUAUAUAUAUGUAUUUUAAAUGCUAGUUAAGUUAGUUAAUUAAAUUAAUUUGUAUGACUUGUAUUAUUUCAUUAUUGUGAUUCAAGUAUAUUUCGACGCACCGAAACAUUAACAUUUUUACAUCGAACUAUUUCUAUGAUUCGAUCUUAAUUUAUUUAAAAUCUUUUGUGUCAGAGCAGUAGUUGAGUAGAAUUAUACGUUCUUCACAAUGAUAAAUACAAUACAUAUUUAAAAAUACACAAAAAUAAUAUGUAUUUUUAAAUGUCU